This is a messenger RNA of Xyrauchen texanus (razorback sucker), 4139 nucleotides long. RefSeq names its product solute carrier family 45 member 4-like. The record is from RefSeq and is a predicted model, not a curated record. Gene Ontology annotation, cellular component: membrane. The transcript has 8 exons. Gene Ontology annotation, biological process: transmembrane transport. Gene Ontology annotation, molecular function: sucrose:proton symporter activity. NCBI's taxonomy places the organism in Eukaryota, Metazoa, Chordata, Actinopteri, Cypriniformes, Catostomidae. The coding region runs from base 536 to 2932 and encodes 798 amino acids.
CUAAUGACACAUUGCAGCUUUGCCACUGUCUGCUGCUGACGACAGAUGACAAUUUGAUUUUGUCGUAUGCGUAUGAUUUUGAAGUUUAAUUUUUAUAACUUUUUAUUUAACUUUAUCCGUACUGAUUUAUAUUUGAUUGGGACAUCAAAUGAAAUAUAGGCUACUUCUUGAGGAAUAAGAUUAAUAAGUAAUUCCAUGGAGACGCACAGAGGAAAAUACACCUGCUCUGCUCUCCAUGCCCUCCCCCUUUUCCCUUUUUCCCUUCAAGAAAACAUGACUUGUGAGUUUCAUCAACAAAGCUCUUUAUGGAUUCGUGUUCAUUACAAAGGUUGGUAGAUCUCCCGCUGAAAUAUAUGGAACAACAUGACUACUGACUACUGGUUAGUGUCUUAUAACCAAAAACCUGCUGUGGAUUAUGAGCGAUCGGAUUGGAGGUCUUAAGGAGAAAGACUUGACUUAGUCUUGACUUGUGAGGGGGAGUCGGUAAGUUCCACAGGAACUGUUUUUGGAUCAAGAUCCCACACCCGCGUCAUAUAUGCAGGCCAGUAUGGCACCUAAGAACGCUGUGUCGGAGUCCGUUACAGUGCUGGACGUGGCAGUCAUGCCUGAGAAGGAAAGAGAAGUAGAGAUGCCAGACGAAUCAUCCAGUGAGAAUUCUGUAGACCACAUCCCUAAGCGGUUAUGGGUCAUGCACGGUGCUGUCAUGUUUGGGAGAGAGUUCUGCUACGCAAUGGAAACUGCACUGGUCACACCUGUGCUGCUGCAGUUAGGUCUCCCAGAGCAGUACUACAGCUUAACCUGGUUCCUGAGCCCUAUUUUGGGUUUAAUUUUCACACCUCUGAUUGGCUCAGCAAGUGAUCGUUGCACUUUGAAAUGGGGACGGAGGAGACCCUUCAUUUUGUUACUCUGUGUUGGAGUGUUAAUAGGAGUGGCAUUAUUUCUCAAUGGAUCUAUAAUGGGUCUUUCUCUGGGUGACAUUCCCAGCAAUCAACCUAUUGGGAUUGUGCUGACUGUGGUUGGAGUGGUGAUUCUGGACUUCUGUGCUGAUGCUUUGGAGGGACCAAUCAGGGCUUACCUCCUGGAUGUGGCUGAUUUAGAGGAACAGGAUGUGGCUCUAACUAUCCAUUCUUUCUCAGGAGGACUGGGAGGUGCUUUGGGCUACAUGCUUGGAGGGCUGGACUGGACUUAUACCUUCCUGGGUCAAGCUUUUAAGGCCCAAGAGCAGGUGCUCUUCUUCUUUGCAGCCAUCAUCUUUAUAAUAUCUGCAACGCUUCACCUCUUCAGCAUUAAGGAGCACCUAUAUAACCCCAACCAACAGAGGGUAAUGAAGGAUGAGGAUGCAGAUAGGCCACCUGUUCAGUCCUGUGGCAGCUUUCCAUCAACUCGCCUCGUGCCUCAACUAGAAUUUAUUCCUGAAGAGGAGCCAUUUACAGCCAAUGAAGAUGAUCACUGUGAGUGGGAAGCUCUAGAAGACUUUCUAAACAUUGACUUGGUGCGGUGUAAAAGUGACUCGGUACUAGCCAUGCCUGAUGCUACCAUACAGCUUGAUGCAGACUUGGACUUGGAACGUGAUGGCCAGUUUCUAUGUGACUUUGAACCAAACGUAUUCCAGGACUGUCAUGCUCUCCAACAUUAUGGAAUGCCAUUGGAUUGCCAAUACAGCAACAAUGGCCAACUUGGUCAUUGUACUGACCACCACUCACAGAAGGCUGAUAGUAAUGGGGAAACAGUCUCUGGAGCUGCCAAAGCUGUAAACGGAAGCUUUGCUGGUCAAGGAACUCCAAUAACUGGUGACACAAAUGCCACUGGUCAGUCUGGCAAAGCCAACUUGCGUCAAGCUAGUACCACAGUGCGUUGCCACCACCCUACCUUCUACCGCCAGCCCUCAUUCACUUUCUCUUAUCAUGGACGUGUGGGCUUUCUAUGGCGCCGUCGCUAUGCCAACAUGGCUGGGCCAAUCAAAUCAUCACAAAGCCUGAAUGACAUAGACAAAAUAACUAGACGGCAUGAGCAACAGAAGCUGCAGCCGAGUCGCAGUGCUGUAUCCAGCAGGAAUGAAGAGGAUGAAGAAAGUGAGGAUGGAGAAGGUGGUACGACGAUCACAUUGCUAUGGUUGUACAUGCUAAAGAUGCCUCCUCAGCUCUGGCGUCUGUGUGUAUGUCACCUACUUACCUGGUUCUCCAUGAUCGCACAGGCUGUAUUCUACACUGACUUCAUGGGCCAGGUUAUCUUUGAUGGAGACCCAACUGCUGCUGCUAACUCCACCGCUCUGCAGAACUACAGUAAAGGUGUUCAGAUGGGAUGCUGGGGACUUGUGAUCUAUGCAGCUACAACUGCCCUCUGUUCAGAUGUGCUUCAGAGGAUUCUCAACAACUAUGACCUAAGCAUAAAAAUAAUCUACAUUUUGGGGACUCUAGGCUUCACUGUGGGCACAGCCAUCAUGGCCAUCUUUCCAAAUGUAUAUGUUGCUAUGGUGAUGAUAAGCACCAUGGGAGUCAUCUCUCUGAGUAUUUCAUACUGCCCUUAUACUCUGCUUGGACAGUACCAUGAAAACAAAGAGUAUAUUCAUCACAGCCCUGGCAACUCACAGCGAGGCUUUGGCAUUGACUGCGCCAUCCUAUCAUGUCAGGCGUACAUCGCACAGAUCUUCGUGGCAUCUGCACUCGGCGCAGUCAUAAAUGCGGUCAGAACAGUGAGGGUGGUCCCCAUAGUGGCUUCAGGAGGCUCCUUUCUCGCUUUCCUUGCUGCUGCUUUCCUUGUCAUCUACCCCGACACUCCUGAUGAUGAAGAUGACAGUGAUGAUGAAGACGAGAAAGGCCCCAGCUCCAUGAAGUCAGAUGCAGCAUCCAAUAACAGUAUAGAGAGAAUCUGUGUUCUUAAGUCAGUGACGAAGAACAGUGCUGGCAUGCCAGAGGCUGAAUCCUCAGUCUGAGUGUUAAACCUGGAAAAACUUGACUUUUAAAAGAACAGAUCUAAGAAUGCACAAGGGUAAGACAAAGGCUGUAUUUGCUGCUAAUGUGUGCUGAUAUCAAUGGCCUGCUGAUAGAUUGAUAGUUUAAGAGACACUCUUUACCAUAGAUUCAUUCACAAAUGCUAAAUGUAAUUCUGUAGUGACGGUACAGAGACAAAAAUAUUUGAGUCAAAUGUUUGAUUUUCUGAGAUUGCUUCUCAAGAUAUUUAUUGUUGGUACCCAGCAUUAACAUUUUCUAGAUGAGAGUACACAUUUCACUUUUAAGAAAGUGUUUACCAGUUUUAUGUCACUACAAUUAAAAUAUUUUCCUUUCACAGAAAUUUUUCAUAUUUUUCACCACUUCAAAGUCAACGUAUACAUCCCAGAUGUAUUUUCGUUCUAUGGCAACCCAGUUCAUCUUUUCUUUGUAGGCUAAUAUUUUACUCUAUUAAAAUAUUCUGUUAUUAUUGCUAUCAUUUUUGUAUUUCAUCAGAAACACUCAGGAAAGCUGAACCACUGCUUCUGCCAAAAUGUUGUUGUUUUUUGUGCCUUUGAUGAUUCUCAGGUUUUUGUAAGUGUUUGUUUUGAGAGUCAAAGAAACUGAAUAUUUUGGGUACUCUUUUUAAAGGUACGAUGAAUAUGGAGUGCUGCAUCAUUUGGUAAAGUGUUUUUGCAGUAGUGAUUUGUGUGCAGAAUGGAGAAAAAAAAAUGUAUCUGUCAAGUCAGCCUCACUCUGCCUUAAAUGAUGACACUCCUAUAGUAGUAGUAUUUUUCUCAGCCCAAUGUAUAAUACUGUUCCAGGUGUAGUUUAUGUACACAAGUUUUGACUCAAUCUUUGAGCCUGCUUCUCGUUCAAGAAAACGGGCCACAUUUUUUACUUAACGUAGUUACAGAUUCUACUGGCAGAACCUAAGUUAUACCCUCUUAUGUUCAUAAAUUUAACAUUGUAAUAAAUACAUUUCUGUAUUUAAAUACAUUGACAUCUGUGAUUUGCUUACAGAGGUCAGGUGGGUGUGUGUGUGUGUGUGUGAGAGAGAGAAGCAAGGUGGAUGCUUUAUAUAAUUUUUUUGGCAAAUAUGGUACUGCUGUGACCUGUUUUGUUUUUUCUUUUUCCUAGUGUUUGAACCAAGAGAAUUUACACUGUACCAAAUUUGUAUUUAGAUUUUGUGUACAAUUUGAAUAAAGAGAA